AUGUUAAUGUACAAUGCCCAGAACGAGCCCAGAGCUGCACUUCCAUCAGUCCAGAGACCAGAACGAGCCCAGAGCUGCACUUCCAUCAGUCCAAAGACCAGAACGAGCCCAGAGCUGCACUUCCAUCAGUCCAGAGACCAGAACGAGCCCAGAGCUGCACUUCCAUCAGUCCAAAGACCAGAACGAGCCCAGAGCUGCACUUCCAUCAGUCCAAAGACCAGAACGAGCCCAGAGCUGCACUUCCAUCAGUCCAGAGACCAGAACGAGCCCAGAGCUGCACUUCCAUCAGUCCAAAGACCAGAACGAGCCCAGAGCUGCACUUCCAUCAGUCCAGAGACCAGAACGAGCCCAGAGCUGCACUUCCAUCAGUCCAGAGACCAGAACGAGCCCAGAGCUGCACUUCCAUCAGUCCAAAGACCAGAACGAGCCCAGAGCUGCACUCCCACCAGUCCAGAGACCAGAACGAGCCCAGAGCUGCACUUUCAUCAGUCCAGAGACCAGAACGAGCCCAGAGGAGCUGCACUUCCACCAGUCCUGAGACCAGAACGAGCCCAGAGCUGCACUUCCACCAGUCCAAAGACCAGAACGAGCCCAGAGCUGCACUUUCAUCAGUCCAGAGACCAGAACGAGCCCAGAGGAGCUGCACUUCCACCAGUCCAGAGACCAGAACGAGCCCAGAGCUGCACUUCCAUCAGUCCAAAGACCAGAACGAGCCCAGAGCUGCACUUCCACCAGUCCAGAGACCAGAACGAGCCCAGAGCUGCACUUUCAUCAGUCCAGAGACCAGAACGAGCCCAGAGGAGCUGCACUUCCACCAGUCCUGAGACCAGAACGAGCCCAGAGCUGCACUUCCACCAGUCCAAAGACCAGAACGAGCCCAGAGGAGCUGCACUUCCACCAGUCCUGAGACCAGAACGAGCCCAGAGCUGCACUUCCAUCAUCCUGAGACCAGAACGAGCCGAGCGCUGCACUUCCACCAGUCCAGAGACCAGAACGAGCCCAGAGCUGCACUUUCAUCAGUCCAGAGACCAGAACGAGCCCAGAGGAGCUGCACUUCCACCAGUCCAGAGACCAGAACGAGCCCAGAGCUGCACUUCCAUCAGUCCUGAGACCAGAACGAGCCCAGAGCUGCACUUCCACCAGUCCAGAGACCAGAACGAGCCCAGAGCUGCACUUUCAUCAGUCCAGAGACCAGAACGACCCCAGAGCUGCACUUCCACCAGUCCAGAGACCAGAACGAGCCCAGAGCUGCACUUCCACCAGUCCAGAGACCAGAACGACCCCAGAGCUGCACUUCCACCAGUCCAGAGACCAGAACGAGCCCAGAGCUGCACUUUCAUCAGUCCAGAGACCAGAACGAGCCCAGAGCUGCACUUUCAUCAGUCCAGAGACCAGAACGAGCCCAGAGCUGCACUUCCAUCAGUCCAGAGACCAGAACGAGCCCAGAGCUGCACUUCCACCAGUCCUGAGACCAGAACGAGCCCAGAGGAGCUGCACUUCCAUCAGUCCAGAGACCAGAACGAGCCCAGAGCUGCACUUCCACCAGUCCUGAGACCAGAACGAGCCCAGAGCUGCACUUUCAUCAGUCCAGAGACCAGAACGAGCCCAGAGCUGCACUUUCAUCAGUCCAGAGACCAGAACGAGCCCAGAGCUGCACUUCCAUCAGUCCAGAGACCAGAACGAGCCCAGAGCUGCACUUCCAUCAGUCCUGAGACCAGAACGAGCCCAGAGCUGCACUUCCAUCAGUCCAGAGACCAGAACGAGCCCAGAGCUGCACUUCCAUCAGUCCAGAGACCAGAACGAGCCCAGAGGAGCUGCACUUCCACCAGUCCAGAGACCAGAACGAGCCCAGAGCUGCACUUUCAUCAGUCCAGAGACCAGAACGAGCCCAGAGCUGCACUUCCACCAGUCCAGAGACCAGAACGAGCCCAGAGCUGCACUUUCAUCAGUCCAGAGACCAGAACGAGCCCAGAGCUGCACUUCCAUCAGUCCAAAGACCAGAACGAGCCCAGAGCUGCACUCCCACCAGUCCAGAGACCAGAACGAGCCCAGAGCUGCACUUCCACCAGUCCAGAGUCCAGAACGAGCCCAGAGCUGCACUUUCAUCAGUCCAGAGACCAGAACGAGCCCAGAGCUGCACUUCCAUCAGUCCAGAGACCAGAACGAGCCCAGAGCUGCACUCCCAUCAGUCCUGAGACCAGAACGAGCCCAGAGCUGCACUUCCAUCAGUCCAGAGACCAGAACGAGCCCAGAGCUGCACUUCCAUCAGUCCAGAGACCAGAACGAGCCCAGAGGAGCUGCACUUCCACCAGUCCAGAGACCAGAACGAGCCCAGAGCUGCACUUUCAUCAGUCCAGAGACCAGAACGAGCCCAGAGCUGCACUUCCACCAGUCCAGAGACCAGAACGAGCCCAGAGCUGCACUUCCACCAGUCCAGAGACCAGAACGAGCCCAGAGCUGCACUUUCAUCAGUCCAGAGACCAGAACGAGCCCAGAGCUGCACUUCCAUCAGUCCAGAGACCAGAACGAGCCCAGAGCUGCACUUCCAUCAGUCCAGAGACCAGAACGAGCCCAGAGGAGCUGCACUUCCAUCAGUCCAGAGACCAGAACGAGCCCAGAGCUGCACUUCCAUCAGUCCAGAGACCAGAACGAGCCCAGAGCUGCACUUCCAUCAGUCCAGAGACCAGAACGAGCCCAGAGCUGCACUUCCAUCAGUCCAGAGACCAGAACGAGCCCAGAGGAGCUGCACUUCCAUCAGUCCAGAGACCAGAAGGAGCAGCAGAAGAGGUCCUGGAACAUGAAGGAGUGUCUUCCACAACGUCCAGCCAAAAGACACGGGCGGAUAAUUGUUUUACAAGCAGCGGUGACAGGACUGACGGGAACCAUAAGAUUUCACAAGUGUCUGUGAGCGUCCGCGAAGAGGAAGCUGGCAGCCAAUCAGCUCUGGCUGUCAGGCUGCUCCACGUCAGGAGAUACAGGAUCAGAGAGGCUACAGGCGCUACAGAGGCUAGGCUACAGGCACUAGAGAGGCUACAGAGGCUACAGACGCUACGCUACAGAGGCUACAGGCGCUAG
Knipowitschia caucasica is the source of this 3075-nucleotide messenger RNA. NCBI's taxonomy places the organism in Eukaryota, Metazoa, Chordata, Actinopteri, Gobiiformes, Gobiidae. The record is from the annotation of a GenBank genome assembly.